AUGGCUCGAUGGCGAGCUCCGUGGCUGCCCUGGGACUCAUCUGUCCCGGUCUUUGUCGCAUUGUGUCUGAGCGCAGGAGUCUUUCAGGCGAAGGCUGGUCUCAGCCAAGACAUCUCCGCGCCUUGCGAGGACAUUUUCUUUGACGAGGGAGCUUUGUUGCAACGCCCCACUUCCAGGACCCCGGGUGCCGCUUCCCUGGCAUCGCACGGCGACCUUCACGACCUUGGAAGUACAUCUGCGGUGCGCGGCUACAUCCCGCAGAAGUGUCCGAAUCCGGAGGAUUGUGCAGACAUUGGUUCCAACUGCGCUGGGCCCUCGACUGCGGAGCUCGUCGUGAGGGAGGUGCCUUCGAGUUGUUCACUCUGCCGAUUGGCGCCCGAUGCGACGGCAAUCCUAUACACCAUACAACGAGGUGAUGGGGCUGGAACUCGAGUCGGGCAAGCUUUGAUGAGCAUGGCGUAUGCAUCUCAGUACAACUUGAAGUUUGGUGGCUUCUUCCUACCCUGGGACCAGAAAGAUCUGGUUCACGGAGCUGAUCAGCCGACAGCCCUGAGUGCGUUUCUGGGAUGCAACUACUCAGACUUGCUUGUGCACGUGGAGAAGCCCCGGUUUGCAGAAUGCUGGAGUGGUGCUCCUCUUGGUGGCGCAGUUGACAACCAGGCCAACCAGGCCAUACUGCUCCACCAAUGCAACGGUAUCUCAUGCCGACCUGAUCUCUCCAUGCUCACCUGGGGGUUCUUGGCAGAGGUUCGAAAGUCGACACUGCUUCUCAGUCACCCAACGCCACUCUUUGAAGGCAACCGACUUCGUGUUGUGAUUCACAUACGGCGAGGGGAUCGACAACCUGGGGGUUCAGCAUUUUCUGAACCCACCUGGGCUUCGGAUACCUUGUACCUGGAUUUCCUUAGUUCCUUAGACCGACUUGGCGUUGAUGCUCAGGUUCAUGUGUUCAGUACCACAGAGGAACGCACGAAGAGCAAAGACUUUGACAUCUACAGAAGUCGGGGGGCGUACGUACAUCUGGACGGCGAUGCUGUGGAGGAUUGGGCCCACAUGGCUCAAGCUGACUUGCUGCUUAUUGCGCCAAGUACAUACUCUUGGGCAGUUGGACUGCUGAAUGACAAAUGCGUGGCGAUUUUCAACUAUGUACCUUUCCCGGUCAUGAUGGACUGGAUAAGCUUGAGUGAGGACUUGAAUGAAUUCGGGGAGGUUGGCAGAUGCCUACAGAAGAAAGGACUGCACAACGCUGUCCAGUAA
Molecule: messenger RNA, 1257 nt
Organism: Symbiodinium natans
Lineage: Eukaryota; Dinophyceae; Suessiales; Symbiodiniaceae
Source: the annotation of a GenBank genome assembly